GUUUAUAACAACAGUUACACAAUAUAAUAAUUAAUAAUAUAUUUAUUUCAUUCUCAAUAACUUAUAUACAAAUUGAUUAUUUGUUUUAUGAAAGCUGGUCGGAAAAUAUCAAAAUGAUUUUUUUUAAAUUGUACCUGUUAGUUGGCUUCUUAACCGUCUCUAAUGCACGAACAAAAUUUAUGCCCAACUUGCCUUUGGGAGAAUAUCGAAUAUUAUUAACAGCAAUAUAUCAAUGUGGAGAAACAAAAGAUCUACCGAUCAAGAUAAAUUUAUAUUUGAGUAAAAAGUCAUCUAAUAUAACCGAAAUCAAAGGGAAUUUUACAGCUGACAUACCAUUUGACGAUUCUUUAAUAUUGGAUGCAAACUUUGCUUCUUGGAGUUUAACUGGUGGUUGGAAACCAAAUUCUCUUAUUUAUGUCACUAAUAAUGCCUGUUCUAAAUUCAAAAGUAUUCUUGGAAAUGUAUGGUUUGUAUUUACAAAGUCCUUCAAUGCAACAACAUCAAACUGCCCAUUACCAAUGGGUAUUUUUAAAUCACCGGGAAUCGACACAACACUUCUUAAUGACAACAAUUUUCCUAAAGUAUAUUUUUAUGGAAAAUAUAAAUAUGUAGGUAAAGUAAAAAACAAAAAUAAUAAGCUACUUGGUUGUAUAGCUGCUGAGUUAAGCCUUGUACGGCCGUGGGAAUCAAUUUCAUGA
Rhopalosiphum padi (bird cherry-oat aphid) is the source of this 698-nucleotide messenger RNA. RefSeq lists its product as uncharacterized. The transcript has 4 exons. NCBI's taxonomy places the organism in Eukaryota, Metazoa, Arthropoda, Insecta, Hemiptera, Aphididae. The record is from RefSeq and is a predicted model, not a curated record. The coding region runs from base 114 to 698 and encodes 194 amino acids.